Triplophysa rosa is the source of this 7452-nucleotide messenger RNA. RefSeq names its product kinesin family member 26Bb (gene kif26bb). The transcript has 16 exons. Gene Ontology annotation, biological process: microtubule-based movement. Bases 569 to 5908 code for a protein of 1779 amino acids. The record is from RefSeq and is a predicted model, not a curated record. Gene Ontology annotation, molecular function: ATP binding; microtubule binding; microtubule motor activity. Lineage: Eukaryota; Metazoa; Chordata; Actinopteri; Cypriniformes; Nemacheilidae.
AUAGAUUUGUGGUUUAAGUUUAUUUACCAAAAUUAAAAUAAUAUUUCCACCUCUUUUUUUCGCAGUACAACACGAAUUUACAAAAUGUAUAGCUUAUCCAUCAUUUGGUCAGCCCACUGACAUUUGCUGCUUUGAAUGUUAGUCGAUAGGUGGCGCCAUCUCAUGAUCAAUCUCACAUUACGGUAACCACAACAGUGGUUUUGAUCCCUAUUCCUUAGAGCAAUGACAAGUGGGUGGUACUGUAACAGAGAACAAAAAAGAUGAAGACAUAAUACAACAACAAGCCAAGGAGACAUAAAAGGUUUUUUACCACCUUACAAUACAUGCACUUUUUAUAGAAUAAAGUUAGCCAUGUACAUUAAAACAUCGAUAACUUGAAGAAAAACUCGCAUGGGAUGAUUUAAUCCAAAUAUCUUUUGAAUUUGGCUAAACAGAGAUUUUUGAGUCAUUUUUACCAUGGACCGGAUAGAAAGUCGUCGUGUAACAUGAGAUUUCCAUACAAAUUUCUUUGCGCUUCGAUAUAAGGAAUCAUACAAGGUGCUCUGAAACAACAGACAGUCAACGGUGCAUGAUGACCAACGUUCACAUGAGUCCUCCGUUUAAGGGUCAUGCAGUACACAAGGAGUUUUUAAGCGUCGAGCGUCCUUCGCCCGAAGGCGCUGGCUCUUACGAUUCCCAUACAGCACCUUGGACAGGGUUCGCUCCUUUCACUCCGGGCUCACUUCCUACACCCCUCAGCCACACUCUCAUGCGGUCUAAAUGGUCCAAAGAAUCGUUAAAUGGAUGCCGAGAAUACAACACCAUCAGGUCCGUCGGGACGCAAAGAUACGCGGGACAUUUGUGCAAAAAGUGCAUCUCUUAUUUCAACAUCUUUAAAGGGGAAGCGUUCAAACAAAUCAUUGACGGAAACCUUUCUACCAAAGAUCCCAAACUCCCCGUUCAUCUUUAUGAGAGCAUGAAGACACCUGCUGGCGCUGUAGAUGCCUGGAGCAACGUGGAUGGGCGCUGUAGCAUUUGCUCCACUCACUUUAGCCAGCUGAAGCAGGAAGCCAUCCGCACGAUCCUUACCCAGGACCGGGCCAUAUGGACCGCUUCUUCCUCUGCCAAUAACUCAUCCACAAGCUUAGACUUCUCACAAACGCUUCCCAGAAGCUCACGCCACCGACCUGCUGGGUCAAAACCCCACCAGAGGCCCGCCAAUGACGCAACGGAUUGCUGGAUUAAAGAACAACAACAUUUGGAGGCCCUACAGUUAACGUCCUCAUGCAAUGGAAUUCAUUCGGUCUCUCAAAAGACUUCCCAGAGUCCGUUGCAUGCACAAGUGAAGCCUGAAAAGGAGAGCACUUCUACAACCCUAUGCAACUACAACGCUUCAGAGCCAUCCAGAGCUUCCAGCAUGUCCUCUCUUCUCCCUGCAGGAACCUCUGCUGCCGUGUCUUUCAUUGUCAGGGCAGUACAAAAGCUGAACGUGAUGGUUAAGAGAGGGAGACAGUGUUCGGAGAGUGGUGCCGCCCAACAGACAACAAACUUCAGUAGUCUGCUGCAGAAGUUCCCUCCUCCAACGCCAGCCAACUUUUUUCAGUCUUCUAGUAAGAGCAAGGAAACACCUGGGAUGGGGAAGGUCAAAGUGAUACUGCGAGUCUGUCCUGUUUCUCCUUCAGAGACCUCACAGUUCCACUCUGUCAAACUGGACCUUCGGAAGAAACAAAUCACAGUGCUGAAUGUAACCACAAGCGAGCCAUACACACAGUCCACUGGCACUGCCUUCUCUCCAAAGACCUUCGCCUUCGAUGCUGCCUUUGGCCAUGAUUCAACCCAGGCUGAAGUUUGUGAGAGCAGCUUGUGUGACCUGCUGCAGUGUGUACUUGCUGGCGCUGAUGGCUGCAUUUUAAGCUUUGGACAAACCAGCUCGGGAAUGUCUUACACGAUGAUUGGCCAUGAUGGUUGUGCUCAAACCCUUGGAGUCAUUCCUUGUGCUAUUUCUUGGCUUUUCAAGCUCAUUAACAGGAAGAGAGACAAGACAUGGGCUAACAUCUCAGUUUCAGUCACAGCUGUAGAGAUCUGUGGGGAAAACAAUGCCAUCAGGGAUUUACUCUCUGAAGUUGAUGCAGACAACUGUAAAGAGACCUAUAAACCAGAUGCUUACCUCGUAGAGGACCCCAUCUAUGGAACACAGCUCUGCAACCACAGUGUGUUAAACGCUCCAACUCCAGAAAGGGCUGCUUUCCUACUAGAUGCAGCGAUUGCGUCUCGCAACAGUGGGAUGAGGACCAGUGGAAGCACACCGUCACACUCCUGUCACAUGUUCUUCACCCUGCAUGUCAACCAACAACACAUAGGGACCAGCACCAAAUCUGGGAUGAAUGUGGAUCAAAGCAAGCUGAGCCUGAUCUCAUUAGGGAGCUGUGUGGGAGAAAAGGAUUCUGGGAUGUGUCUCGGCGAUCUCGGAAACAUUAUCAUCGCCAAGCUUAACAGACAUAAGCAUGUCCCGAAUAAGGGAAGUAAAUUAGCAAUGCUCCUGCAAGACGCUCUAAGCAAUAUCAACUGCACCACCACAAUUAUCGCCCAUAUAUCCACCUCAUCUGAAGACCUCACUGAAACCCUCUGUACAAUGCAGACCGCAUCUCGCAUCCGAAGACUGCAAAAGAGGACCAGGAAAUCUUCUUCAAGCUCCCCCGGAGGAGGAAGCUCAGGGACUGAGAGGAGAGUUCAUCAUUCCACCAGACUAAGAACAUUUCAAUCUACUGGAACGCUGGAUCAGGAUCUGUCCUCUCCUAGUUUCUUUGCUGAGCCAGAAUUUCGUCCUGGGAGCGCCAAAUCUUUCGAUUCUGUCUUGGAUUCUCCAAGCUUCCUGAAUAAAGAGGUCACAAACCGAAGCAGAGAGGUUUUGCCUAUUAUUCCAUCCAUACUUAAAAGCAAGUUGGAGUCAAAGAAGCUUUCUCUUAUGAAGUUGUGUGAUAUCUCCCCGCCACUGGGCUAUCGCAUGAAACAGGUGUCAAAAGAAAAAGAUAAGGAAGAGUUAACACCCACAUUAUUGCAAGAAAGAUCGGAUUUUGAGUGUCUGAAGUGCAACACGUUUGCAGAACUCCAGAAUCGGCUGGGAAAUAUAGAUAUAGACAAAGAAAGAACAGGACUGGUUGGAAUGGAUCCAUGCAAGGCUCAGUCAGCGAGCACCAUCAGCAAAGCACCUCACUCAGGUCAUGCCGAGAAGAAAUCUAUAUUGACGGAAGCUCAAGCGACUAAUAAAAAAGAAUCUGAUAGCUCUCCAAGAAGAUUCGCAGUCAUUCAGAAUAAUGAUGAAAUGAAAACUACAGUCGAUUCUCUGAUUGUUCAGACAUGCUCACCACAGUUAGACGCUGUCAAGCAAUGUGACCACAUGGUCCAUGACUUAUCCUCCAGUAGAUCUAAGCCCAACACUGAAAAAGCAGACAUGAUGUCCAUUUCACUGCCUCUGAGAUUCGAAGACCAAAGCAUGCCAUCAUACGAUUCCACAAUCCAACCCGAUAAACGAAUUUCUCCUGCUGGUAAGAGUGCGCCAAGAUCCACGUCCUCCUCUUCGUUCUGUUCAUCCGUGUCUACCCAGUCUGGUUCCCAAAAUACUGUUUUUGCCUCUGUGAAUGAAGACGUUUUACAUAAUACGUUAAAACACAGAGAGAUGAAGGCCACUAUUACUGUGACAGUUCAGCAGCCACUGGAUCUCAAUGGGCAGGAUGAGCUUGUGUACACCGUGGUUGAAGAAGUAACUAUAAAUGGGGCCAACGAGAAAGGAAAAGCGAAAAUAUUAAGCCUUCACAAUUCACCCUCUCUCCACAGUUUGAUGUCAGGAGGUCGGCCUCCUGUAAGGAUUAUCGGCAGUGUGGGUCAAGAACAUACAACGAGUUUUCUUAAUUCAGGUACUGAAGAACAAACUUCGGAGAAUGAAAUCGCCAUGACAUCAUCUGAUGUAAUGUUGAAAGAGAAAGCACAUGUCAAACCCACAAAAACCAAUAGUAAUAUUGACAACAAUGUGAGCAGCAUUAAUUCAGAAGUCUUACUUAAGCGUGAUGCUUGGUCAGAUGUUCCUCUAACUGAAGAUGUGAAGGAUAUCGCUACAGGAAGCAAGGAUGACCCUAGCCAUAACCAUUCCAAGCACAAUGAGGUCUUGACGCCCAGACAGUGUGACGCUACAAACAAAAGCAAAGACUUAAAGGACGUCCCACAUCUACACACGGAAUUCAAUAAUCCACACGGUCCAAAGGAAACACUUGAGAGGAAGCAAUAUGUCAUAAAAAAACAGACCAAGGAGAACGUACCCCUCCCGUCAACAUCUAAAAAUAGCCCAAAUGAAAAAAGGAAGAUCGAGAAAAAAACAGAAUCUGGAAUAUCCAGAAGUACAACUCUCAACAAGAGACAACCUCUGUCUGCUGAGAAUAAGACCACAAAAUCUCCCGCCGACGACAGCGGCAAGCUAUUCAACGCAAAAUUGAAAGUGUUAUCCGGCAGGAGCCAUACUUUAGACCUAGGUGAAAGUGGGGUUUCAUUCGGUUACCCUUUAACAGGAAGCUUGGAGGGUAUUUGUACCUCACCAAGACUCAAGCGAGAGAAUCGUUUCAAUAUGCCGGUUCAUUCAAGCAGUAUGGACGCAGCUGGAUUUAAAGAAGAGUUUGACCACUUUGUUAUGUGUCGAGCCAGUAAAAGUCUCGGAAGAGUUCCAACGUUCUUCCCAAUGCAUGACGUUGAUGCAAAUGACACUCAGCCAUCCAAAACUGGUAGAUCGAACCCAACAGUUAGUAAUAAAAUGCCCAGUUCAAAGAUCCACAGGAUGCCAGGCAACAGUCCCAAGAGUUCAAGCCAAAAUCUAUCCCCAAAAUCUAUGAAUCAGUCAAUCAACAGAAGCCCAAGCCUUUCUUGUAACUCUUCAUCUUGUAACCAAAGCCCCUGGUCAACCCAUUCCUUAUCCCGAAGUCAUUGUGCUCCUUCCACCAAGUCUUCAGGUUUACCUCUGAAGGGAAGAAUUGAACUUUUAAGAAGUAGCAGAGACUCACUAAACAAUUCUAGCCAAGGUGGCUCUGAUUUAGAUGAAACUGAGGAAUACCUGAUGACGAAGCCUUCAACUCACACUUUGCCGUCUCCGUACAGCUGGAUCACAGCUCCACGGAAACCGUACCACUGUAGUGGCCAUGCCAGCGAUACCACCAGUGUUCUUAGCGGGGAGCUACCUCCCGCUAUGUGUAAAACAGCCUUACUUUAUAACAGGAGCAGUAUGGUGAGUAGCGGCUAUGACAGUAUGCUCAGAGACAGCGAAGCUACGAUCAGCAGCAGUUCAACACAUAACUCCAUCAGUGAUCAGAGCUGUAUCCUCAGUGCCGCUAGAGGAGUGAGAAGUAACAAGAAGAGGACCAACAUAGGAUCAAGUCCAAGAGCCUUAUCUCAGGACAGCCUGCUGACACUGAAGAGGUCCUUAAGUGGACCCAAAAUGCAAUGGGCGGAUCGGGGACUUUCUGAAUCUUAUGAAAUUAAGGUCUAUGAAAUUGAUCAUGUAAAUGCCAUACAGAAGAGAGGCGGGGCAGGGAAUAAGCGUAUGGUCCGCUUUAGCGCAAAGCUGAAAUUCCUGGAGCAUCGACAACAGAGGAUUGCUGAGGUGAGAGCCAAGUACACUGUUCUCAAGCGGGAGUUGGAACUUGCCAAGCAACAUCUGAUGGUGGACCCUGGAAAAUGGACCCGUGAAUUUGAUUUGUGGCAGACAUUUGAAGUAGACUCCCUGGAGCACUUAGAGGCAUUGGAGGUGGUUACUGAACGGCUAGAGCGGCAUGUUAACCUCUGUAAAUCACAUAUAUUAAUGGUCACCUGCUUUGAUGACAAACCCAAGCGAAGACAAAAGUCCCGGCAUCGACCGUCUGUAGAUCAUACAGGGUUUGUAGCAAUAUAGCAUGCAAUGACUUAAAAUGAUCACUUUAACCUGUUAUGCAAUACAAAUUGUAUACAAAACUAUGCCUGUAAACCGCCACAAAAAAUAUGCAAGAUUCCUAUGGUGCUGAUCAGGCCAUACUUGAAAAACCUGUAGAUUCCUGUAGAUUCUUGUGUUGGAGACAGCUUUAGCAUGAAGAGAGCUCGACAUAAUGGAUCGCAGGUUCACAUAUGAGGACAAAAGAAAUGGACAGAAGCACUGGUUUGGCCAUUUGACACUUGAAACUGCUAAGCCUGAGUUAACAUAACCCUGGUUUAUUGUAUCCCAUGUUUCACACAGGUCAUACCUGACCCUAGGUUUGUAGUUAAUCUUGGGUAUUAAAGCAACAGUUCACCCAAAAAUGUAAAUUUUGUCUUCAUUUACUCACCCUCAAGUUGUUCCAAAUUUGUAUACAUUUUUUUUUUGUUUUGUUCUGAUGAACAGUUCUAAGCCACCAUUGACUACCAUAGUAGAAAAAAUUGUUUUACAAAUUUCUUUGUUCUGUUGAACAGAAAAUAAGAUCUUUUGAAGAAUGUAGGCAAGCAAACAGUUCUGGGGCGCUUUUGACAACCAUUGUCAUUUUUUCUAUUAUGGUAGUCAAUGGUGGCCAAGAACUGUUUGGUUACAAGCAUUCCCCCAAAAAUCGUUCUCUGUGAUCAUCAGGGAAAAAAGUUACAUUUAUACAGAUUUGGAACAACAUGGGGGUGAGUAAAUGAAGACAUAAUUUUUAUUUUUGGGAGAACUGUCCCUUUAAGGAUUCAACAUUUUGUGCUGUACAUUUGAAAACAUUGCCUUAACAUUCUUAUUUGCGGGUUAAUAAUAGUGAUUGUAAAUCACGCAACAAGCAUGCAAGCUGUGUUAAUAACGGCUUGUUCAUUUGUGUAAAUGUCACCGUGACUGAUGAAUCUAAUGAACUCUUGAUCACUUCAGUUAACCAUUUCUCUCAGAUGCUGAAUUGAAACAUUUAUGUGACUCUACAAUGUGCAUGAAUAUCAAAUGAGGCAAGCGCUAUUAUAAUUUAUAACUAGUUGCUGUAAAAUUUCGGCAAUGUAUUCAUUUACAAUGCAUAAUUUUGGGCUUCAUAACACAUGUUGUGGUGCCAAUAUACUAUUUAAAAUUACGACUGUAAAAAUUGCGUUCAGCGUGGGUUUAAAUGGUCUAAAUCAGGGCCAGUGUUAAAAAUGAUGUCAAAAGCCUUAUACAGUCAUCAUGCCUUGCCUCACUUCAACACAAGCAACUUUCACCGUGUUACCUACAAGGUGGUAGUAAACACUGUCAUUUUUUAACACCCAGUGUGUAUUGGGUUGCACUUGCUGAUGCUCCAAGAGCAAAUAAUUUGGAAGCAGUUUAUAUUUUAAUGCUCCUCGACCCUUAUUUGUGAUCUAAAAAUAAGGUGUUGACUUUACUGUUCUGUGUUUAUUUUAAUCAAGUUUUAAACUUUUUAGUCAAAUGUUCAACAUCCACUGUUAUCAUCAGCUGAGAAACAUGUUUUUUAGAAACAAUAUAGAAUGUCAAUAAACUACAUA